Rosa rugosa (rugosa rose) is the source of this 1319-nucleotide messenger RNA. Its product is annotated as trihelix transcription factor ASR3. Lineage: Eukaryota; Viridiplantae; Streptophyta; Magnoliopsida; Rosales; Rosaceae. The record is from RefSeq and is a predicted model, not a curated record. The coding region runs from base 98 to 1159 and encodes 353 amino acids. The transcript has 3 exons.
CCCCCCCCCCCCCCCCCAAAACGGCGUUUAACCAAAGGAUUUAAGUCACGUGCGGAUUCAAAAUAAAUUCUUUCUAUUCGCUCCGGCUUUUAUAUUUAUGGUCAUGGCCUUGGAGUUCGAGCAGCAGCAGCAGCAGUUGAGUCUCACCACCAACCCCGUUGACGGCGACACUAACGGCGUCGACGCCGCGGCGGGGCGAGCCUCAGCCGAGGCCGGGGAUGACGCCAGCAAGGCGCCGAGGCUGCCGCGGUGGACCCGGCAGGAGAUUCUGGUGCUGAUAAAGGGGAAGAGGGCGGCGGAGAGCCGGGGCGGCGGGGGGAGGACGGCGAGGUCGGAGUUCGGGUCGGGUCAGGCCGAGCCGAAAUGGGCCGCGGUGUCGUCGUACUGCAAGAAGCACGGGGUGAACCGCGGGCCGGUCCAGUGCCGGAAGAGGUGGAGCAAUUUGGCCGGCGACUUUAAGAAGAUCAGGGAGUGGGAGGCGCAGAGGAAGGACGAAACGGAGUCGUUUUGGGUGAUGAGGAACGAUUUGAGGAGAGAGAGAAAGCUGCCGGGGUUUUUUGAUAAAGAGGUUUAUGAUAUAAUGGAGGCCGUUUCCGGCGCCGGCGCUCCGGUUACGCUGGCUCUGGCUCCGCCGCCGCUGAUGGUAUCGGAGGCCGAGAACAACCUGAAGGAGGGUCUGACCGAUGAGGUGGAGAAGCUUUUUGACAGCAGACAGGGGCCCACUGACGACGGGUUGUUUUCGGACUACGAGCAAGAGGAGUCGGGUCGGAGCCCCGAUAAGGAAGUCCGGCUCAAAAGCCCCACCGCGAUCCCAGCUCCUUUGCCAAUAUCAGAGAAGCUGUUCAAACCAAUACAAGCGUCCCAAGGACAAGGUGCAGCAGGCCAAAAACAGCCACCUUCAAUUCCCGAGAUGGGUUCUACUUCUCAAGACCGAAAAAGGAAGCGCUUUGCAGUAGAUGGAGAGGAGGAAACAUUCAGUUUGCAGAAUCAGUUGAUUGAGGUCAUGGAAAGGAAUGGUAAAAUGCUGGCUGACUAUUUUGAGGCUCAGAAUUCUCAUUCGCAACUGGAUAGGGAGCAGAGGAAAGAACAUUCUGAUAGCUUAAUUGCUGUUCUUAACAAGCUUGCAGAUGCUUUCAUGAGAAUCGCCGAUAAGUUGUAGGGAAGGCAAUCAGAAAUCAGUGUACAUAAGAGAAGUCUCUUCAAGACUCGUAGAUGUUAGCGGGGCUGAGAAUUGGUGGAUCAAAUUUGAUCAUUUAUCUCGUGGGAGGGCACUGACAUGUUCUUCUACUUAUUUAUUUACUUUAAAUUUUUCUCCCGUC